Molecule: messenger RNA, 321 nt
Organism: Prorocentrum cordatum
Lineage: Eukaryota; Dinophyceae; Prorocentrales; Prorocentraceae
Source: the annotation of a GenBank genome assembly
AUGCUGGCGACGAUGGGCUACAUCACCCCAGAGAUUACCGGCAAGCUGCCAGGGUACUUGUCGCCGUCCGCGGGCCUGAAGUUCGCGGACAUUCCGAACGGGCUCGGUGCGAUCUCCAAGGUUCCCGCGGCGGGCUGGGCGCAGAUCGUGGCGUACGGCGCGUUCUGCGAGCUGUCCCAGGACCAGUCCGCUGGCACCGCUGCCGCGGCGGGUGACUUCGGGUUCAAGGUGCUGACGUCCAGCUUGGCUUCUGGGACCCUGCUGGGUUCGCGGCGGAUGGUAGCACGGCUAACUUCGCCCGCCGGCGCCAGACCGAGCUGA